Messenger RNA from Ectocarpus sp. CCAP 1310/34, 2899 nucleotides. The record is from the annotation of a GenBank genome assembly. Lineage: Eukaryota; Phaeophyceae; Ectocarpales; Ectocarpaceae.
ACACACACGUUACCCCUGCUGCAACAGCAGUGGGUACCUCUGUGGUGAACUAACAGCAAAGUGUUGCGCGGGAAGCCUCGAUUUAUACAUCAAGCAAAUACUUCUGCGGCAGAGACAGGAGGGAAGACUGUAUCAACAGCGAAAGUCGACCGGGAACCGUAGUCCUAUUCACCGAUUCCCUAAGUGAGGAAAGGGUAUCAGGAGCGGGGUCGCAAAUUGGCCUACAACCGGAGUUCUAUUCACCAAUUCUCUAUCUAGGUGAGAAAAGGGUUUCAGAAGCGGGGUCACGAAUCGGCAACCGGAGUCCUCUAUAUCAAUAGAAGGAGCGGGGCUGGAAAAAUCUCAGCGACAGAUAGCUGAGUAAUACACCAACAAAAAUACAAGACGAGAUCAUCAGGAUAAAACCAGAAAUGGAAGCAAAAUCGGAAACUGGAGGCGGAGGCAGCAUCUGGAGUGAUGGAUCCACAAACCUGGCCAACGUCAUCAGAGGACUCCCCAAGUUCGAUGGAACGAAACCAGAGGACUUCAACGACUGGAUGAAGAAAUUGGGUGUAGUCGUCGGCGUUACUCGGAGGGACAUCAUGCCACUUCUCAAGGGAAUGCGCAGGCCUGAUCCCUCGGACACCACCUUCGCCGCAUACGAGAGAGCAAACGAAGACCUCUACGCAAUCCUAUUCUGCCUCGUCGAACUGCCGGCUGCACAAACCGUACACAAGUACGAAGACGACACCGGCCUUAGCGGCGACGGACAGGCAGCGUUCGCGGAACUGAAGGCCAACUACAAUCGAGUGACAGAUGAAGUGAUCAGGGCUAAACUGGACGACCUGGAAAGGACGGUCAUGGAGCCAGGAGAGAACCCGGACGAUUUUUUCAACAAGAAACACCGCCUCCGCUCUCAACUAGAGAAAAUGGGGGAAACCAUCUCCGAUCGCCGCUUCAAGGACAUCUGUGUGCAAGGUUUGUCCGAGGACUGCAAGGACAUCAAGUUGAUGGUUUUCCUCGACCCAUCAUUCGACGUACAACAGAUGCAAGCCACCGUGCGCAACAUCUUCCUUGACGAGCAGAUGCGCAAGGGAACCAAGGGCCAAAUCGCUGGCCGCGGAUUCGCCAUGGCUACCAAGACAUCUGGCCCCAUCUGCUUCGAGUGCAACGAACCGGGACAUGUCAGGAGGAACUGUCCCAAUCGCCAGCGGGAGGGCCAUAGGGCAAAGAAGACGAAGCCUGCGGGAGCAACCAAGUGGUGCUCCGUCCAUAACACCACUACACACUCCGACGAAGAACGUUACAGCCAAGGAGCCAAAGACAUACAAGCCAAGCCUACCACAACAGAAAUUCCCAAAGAAACAGAGAAGACCGAAAAGGCAGAGAUCGACUUCUCUUACGAUGAAGACGCAUUCGAGGGUGGAUUCAUGUACCAUGCUACAUGCAGCAAGGGAAGCGGACGCACUUUCACGACAACUGCAACUGGGACUUCCGCGCUGGUGGAUUCUGGAGCUUCUGAAACCAUGUUCGACGACCGCCUCAUCCCGAAUGGACGUCUCGAAGAAGAACGCCCGACGCCCAAGAUCAUCGACGUUGCAGGAGAAAGCCAACUACGAGGCACUACCACUGGGAUCCUACACUGCACCAUCGAAGACGACAAAGAACAGCAACUACCCGUCAAACUACAAGGUCUCAUCGUGCCAGGACUAGGCCGGAACAUCUUCGCACCAACGGCCCUUCUCAAGAAGGGCCUCCGAUGUGUCCUGGAAGACAAGACCCCACACCUCACCAUUGGCGGAGAAGUCGUCGUUCCUCUGAAACAAGAGACUCAAGAUCAAGGCAUGUGCAUCCUCGCCAUCACAUUCAAGGGCGAUCCAGCGUCGACAAGCAAGACACCCCCGAACAACCAAGAACCAGGGCGGAAGCCGAAGUUCGGAAAACCAGAAGCGGUACAGAUCGAUCACACUCCGCACGCGACAUGCUCAGUGGCGAUGAGCGUGAGCGCCGACCUCUGGCACCGGCGCCUCGGCCACAUCAAUCCACGUGCUAUGGAGAUUUUGCGGCGCAACCCCGCCACAGGUGUGAAAUAUGACGGACCUGUAUCCCCGUGCGACAANCCGGUUCAGAUCGAUCACACUCCGCACGCGACAUGCUCAAUGGCGAUGAGCGCGAGCGCCGACCUCUGGCACCGGCGCCUCGACCACAUCAAUCCAAGUGCUAUGGAGAUUUCGCGGCGCAACCCCGCUACAGGUGUGAAAUAUGACAGACCUGUAUCCCCGUGCGACAACUGCCACGUCACGAAGCACAAGAAGGCUCCCGUCCCGAAGAAGACCAGCCGUGUCCUGACCAAACCAGGCCAAGUCGUCCAGUUCGACAACAUGAGACCAAUCGACCCGCCUGCAUGGUGCAGCGGACGCACCUACUCCUACGUCGCCAAAGCGACCGACGUCUUUACCAGAAUGCGGGAAGUGUACCUACUGCGCGACAUGACGAAAACCACGCAAGCUCUGCACGCCUGCAACAUGCAAGUAGCAUCUGAAGGCUACCGCAUCGAGGUUCUACGCUGUGACAAAGGGGGAGAGAACACUGGGGAAGAAAUGCGCAACUACUGUAGGGAGUCUGCGAUCAAGCUGGAAUUCGCCGCGACCAACACGCCCCAAGAAAUCGGAGUGUCAGAAAGGGAUGGCCAGACACUUGCGGCUGUGACUCGAGCUCUACUGCGCGAUGGAGACUUCCCAAAACACAUGUGGGGGGAGCUCAUGAUGACUGCAGCAUACCUGACCAACAGGACCCCACACGCGGCGCUAGGGGGAGCCACGCCGUAUUCCAAGAUGUACAACACAACCCCCGACCUUUCUCGACUUCGUGCCAUCGGCGCCCGCGCGAUGUGAUGAACCUCACGUCAUUGCUCGGACGU